This is a messenger RNA of Dissoconium aciculare CBS 342.82, 749 nucleotides long. RefSeq lists its product as uncharacterized. The record is from RefSeq and is a predicted model, not a curated record. Lineage: Eukaryota; Fungi; Ascomycota; Dothideomycetes; Mycosphaerellales; Dissoconiaceae. Bases 118 to 609 code for a protein of 163 amino acids. The transcript has a single exon.
AUCACAUCACAUCACUCAUCACCAACCCUGACCCUCGACCCUGACCGAUCCUGGGCAACGAGCCCUGUACCUCAUCAAUUUGCGCGCGACCACCAGCCAGGGCUUGCAGGACACAUCAUGCACAGUAGAUUGCGACCGCCUCCCUCCCUCCCUGCCCUCCUCCCCUCAGCGAUAUCAAUUAAUCAAUCAAUCAAUGGAUCAAUUGAGCCCUCCAUGCAGUCCGUUCUAGUCGCGCGCAACGACAAACUCGCGCUCCCAGGGCAGGCAGAUAUACAGUACUAUAGUCCAUGGCCGAGCAUGGAACAAUUGGUGGAGAGAGAGAGAGAGAGAGAGAGCGUUCGCUCAGACUGUGUGCGCGUGAGGGCGUCGUUCUCCCCAUCAGCCCGACUCGAGCAGACGGUGAUCGUUCCCUUUCAUUCGGAAGAACGCCGAGUCCUGAUCGACGCCAUACGUCGCUGGGCAAAACUUGUACAGGUAGGUUGGAACAGGGACAUCAUGCCUGGUGGCGGCACCACUGCAGCCGGCACUGGGCACGAUGAGAUGCAUCGCGACCCGAGUGGCGGCCAUCCACAGACAGAGCGAAAACAUAUUAUGCAUGAAGGUAGGUAGGUGGGAAGGAAGGUGCAAGUCAAAAGUCGUGGUCGUCAUGAUUUAUGCAGAAACAACAACCCUAGCAGAACCCUUCGAAUUCGUGGUUCGUUCAGGGCGGUGACCAGAAACGCCGUCAGGACCCCAUCCCAUCCCAUCGU